Pisolithus orientalis is the source of this 546-nucleotide messenger RNA. RefSeq lists its product as uncharacterized. Bases 1 to 546 code for a protein of 181 amino acids. The record is from RefSeq and is a predicted model, not a curated record. Lineage: Eukaryota; Fungi; Basidiomycota; Agaricomycetes; Boletales; Pisolithaceae. The transcript is spliced from 2 exons.
AUGCUUGCAUCCCCAUACCCAGGCACUAUCAACGACUUCCGCUUCCCAUCCUUGCCGCCCUCAUCCGUGCUGUACGACUCUCGCAAUAAGCAGACCCACAACUUGGAGUCCUCACUGCAACGUCGAGAACGCAUCGAGUUCUUGAAGAAAAGAGAGUGGACACGUCGUGUUGCGGAGUUGGUGAAAUACUCCCAUAUUCAACAGUUGAACGACCCUACUCUUGGCCGUGCCUGGCCUCUCUCCCCUAAGCCCGUGCAGGACACUGGCUACGCCCACAGCGCAUCCUACGCCUCUCCGGUUUCAUUUCCGGUGGAAGAAGAGGAACCAUACAUUAUUUAUAGCUCUUCUCCCUCGCCCUUGCCCUCUCCACUUUUUCCAGGUGAUCCUAAAUCUACCGGGGCUGCGUCACCCGUCAGCCCCUCAAUGGGAAACGUAUUUCCAAGACACGCAUCUGCCCACCAUCGCAGACGCAGCAGUGCAAGCACCCGUGCCCCUCGCCGUAGCCCCUCUUUAUCCAGUAUUUUCGAGGUUCCUGAGGAAGAUUAA